AUGACAGCACCAUUCAAUCGAUUCUCCGCCUCUUUUCUAGUCAUUUUUCCCAUUCUUUUUGGUCCUAUUUAUGCAGAGUAAGUGUCAUUUUUGUGAUUAGAACCUCCAAGGGAAUGAGCUUAAAAGAGUCUAAAACGGAAAACAAAUGUGAUUUUUAGGCCUUCAACACUGAUAGAAUGCUACCGUUCUUUCAAAGCCACGUAUCUUAGUUGUGGGUAGAGAUUUCAAAAAGUGGUCAACUGAGAAAAUGUACAAAAUUUCUUAAUGAACAUUGUAUUCGUUGACAACAUUUUGAUAUCUCUACCCGCAGCUGAGAUAGAGCGUUUUCAAUGACCGGCACCCUUCUACUACAGUUUACAUUGACACACAAUCACAUUCAUAAAAUACAGCACAAUUCUGGCAAUCUCGACUUUUUCAGAAACGUAUUCUGCACCUAUUAUCGCGAAGAAAAUCAGAUUACUUGCGGGUGAGUCAUUUCAAGACAAAACGUUACGCUUUUUCUGAGAAUUUCAGAACAGUAACAUGUCCGACGCACAUUCCGCCGAAUGCCGAUCUGGAAAAAGAGGGUCUUGACGUGAAACUGCCGCCCGGCUGGUACCGAAUCGGCACGAUGACGAUUCGGCACGACAAGGGAUGGCUGAAUUUGUACCGGCGACGGGCCAUUGGCCACGGAUACUGGGAUUUCUAUACGAAUAUUCCCGAGCGCAAUUGUGCCGGGUCGGUUUUUCGGUUUUCGCGACAACAAAUUGUGGGUUUUGGUUACAGAACUUUCGGAUUGCACGCCGGAGACAACAUUUCCGGGUCGGUAGCGGUGAAGAGCAAGGAGUGUUUCGAUAAACUCAUUUAUCAGGUAUGCAAAUGCGCUCCGCAACUUUUUCUUGAAUAUUUCGUGCUUUACAUCUUUAUACUCAAUCAAAAUCAACUUUUGCUGACAAGAGAGAGAGAAGAACAUCGACAAUUAUCAAUUUUUCACGUUUCGAGCUGAAACACUGUCGAUUUUCGGCUUCAAACAAUUGUCUUUGCGUUCCCAAUAAUUUUCGACACUGCUUUUAUCUGAAAACUGUUCAAUUUCUCGAAAUUUCGCUCUGAAGUUCAAAUUUGCAGCCAACAGUGCGAUAGAGCGCACUUGCUGACCACGUAUUCUAUUAAUUUUAUUACAGAUCGAGAAAAAGUCGACAAUCGAGAAGAUCGACGUGUACCAGUGUCGCAAGUGCAUUUUCCACAGUUGUUGGCUCGGAAGUCGACUUUUGCCGCGCGCACGCGACUAUUACACAAAUCUCAGAAGUUUAUAA
Molecule: messenger RNA, 1292 nt
Organism: Caenorhabditis sp. 36 PRJEB53466
Lineage: Eukaryota; Metazoa; Nematoda; Chromadorea; Rhabditida; Rhabditidae
Source: the annotation of a GenBank genome assembly